This is a messenger RNA of Tetrapisispora phaffii CBS 4417, 4440 nucleotides long. RefSeq lists its product as uncharacterized. Bases 1 to 4440 code for a protein of 1479 amino acids. Gene Ontology annotation, molecular function: protein binding. Gene Ontology annotation, cellular component: cytosol; mitochondrion. The transcript has a single exon. Lineage: Eukaryota; Fungi; Ascomycota; Saccharomycetes; Saccharomycetales; Saccharomycetaceae. Gene Ontology annotation, biological process: cell redox homeostasis. The record is from RefSeq and is a predicted model, not a curated record.
AUGCUACUACAACCGACUCUCUCAGAAUGCCAUCGCGUGCGGAACAGCAGCGUCCUGCGUUGUCGCGGGGGCAAAGGUGCCGCUUCAACCCUGUUUAGGUCUUCGAUAAUAAUGCAUGGAGGUAUAAUAGCCGCCGAAGACAAUGACGGUGACGGUGACGAUGAUGCGCUUUUCGACAACAACAUGUACAUGCUUGACCUAAUCAGCCGUAAGUGGAGAGUGUUGGACCAGAUAGACACUGCAACAGCCGCGCCUCGGUCAAGGUGCCGCCAUUCAAUUGUCGGAUGCGGGUCGUCUUUCUUUUUCUUCGGCGGAAUAACAAAACACCAAACAACAAACGAAAAUAUAAUCACUAACGAACUAUGGGAGUUACAGUUUUCUGCUACCAACAAAGUCUCUUGGAAAAAACACAAUGUACCAUCUUUUGUUGAGAAAAAAUUUGAUUGUAAAAUAAUAGCAUUGAAUGACAGCGAAGAAGCUUUUGAUUCAAAACUUCUAAUCGUAGGAGGUAAACUUCACCGACACGCCAACACCCACAACAGUAGCAACAAAAUAGAUAUCUUCAAUGUAACCAGAAAAAAAUGGGAAAAACCGAUUUUACUCGCAACAAUAGAUGCGCGCUUUGCCUCGGCAGGCGGUUUGUUUGUUAACACCGAAAAUUCAGUCAUAUUCGAAAAUAUGCUGUGUUUCUACGAUUGUGAGAGUUCAAGUAUUUUUAAAAUAAGAUUAGAUCAUUGCAGUAAAACAGAAGCACAAGUGUCAGAACAAUUGGUCGAGACAGUGAAUUUACCUAUCCAUCUUGCAGGUAAUACUUCUGGCACAAUAUACAAAAAUAGUUUUUUAUUAGCAGGGCAUGAUAAAAUAACAAAUGGUUUUAUUUGUCUUGCACUGGAUUUGGUCACAAAUCGUCUACUGCAGAUUAAUACACACUGCCCUUGUAAUUUGAACGAUCAUGAUUAUCUAAAAAUUUUUAUGUGGACGUCGCAUUUUCAAAUCGUUUGCCUCGGACGUGGUAAAAGUGACGUUGAAAAAACUCGUCAUCGUGACGACAUAAAUAAGAAUAAUGACGCGAAACAAAACACUAAGAAAAAUCUAAAUGUACUCUUGACGUUGACUUUACCGUUUUUACAGAGAAGUAUGCUGUACAGAAAGACAAUCAAACCUGUAAAUAAUACAAUUGUUAAAGAAAACUUGAUGGAUGAUAAUAAAACCAUCAAUGAGAAUGAUGAUGAAACAACUACUAAUAACACAUAUCAAGAAGGCGAAGAAAUAAACAAAUAUUUCGAUUUAAACAUCAAUAGGAAACAAAUUCCAGAUAAAAAAGAACAUAUUGCGUCAACCAUUCCAGCAUCUCAAUUCGCAAAAUAUGUUCAGUAUAUUGAAUCUCCAGCUUCUAUAGAACUAAACGAACCCGCAUUAAAUGAAAAUAAUGAUUCUUUUAAUCAAUGGUUUCAUCCUCGUCAAAAAUCCCGAGCAAAUACAAUUACAAAAUCAAGGAGUAGCGAUGUCGAAAUGAAUGUAAAUACAAUUUACAAUACUACUCCGGUCAAAAAUAAUUCAGUUUUCCCUGUUUAUGCAAUGGUACUAGGAAAAGAUAUGUUUGACGUCUUUGGAAGAUCACUAGCAGAUUUCGAAUUAAUUUCAAAAGAUGGUGACACUAUUUUAGCACCAACAGAAUUAUUAAGGAAAAGAUGGGGCAGAUAUUUCGAUUUUUUACUGACAACAGGAAUUUCUGGUGUUACAAAGCAAUAUCAAAAGUUUAACUCUAAUGAUAAUGAGGGAAUGAUUCAUUCUUCAAAUUCAAAUGCCGUGACUAUAACCUCUCUUGAUAAAAAUAAUCCAAUAGCUAACAGAGCUGCAGAAGAAAAUUUUGAAUCAAACCCAGUUGAUAUUACUAACAGUUGUAAGUCUGAUGGAAGUAUGAAGCUUAAAUCCAAUUAUUCCAUUCAGUCUCUUUCAAAUAAACUAGAGUCCAAUAUAGAGGAACCUGUAAAUAUUGAAACAAUGGAAACUAACGGGAUGGUAUUCAGAGUACCAUUUCAAGAUAAUAUAACAAAGAAAGAUCCUCCUUUAAAGAGUUCAGAAGGUAUGUUUCUGACGGGAGCUUUUUCAUUAAGCUCCCCAAGCCGUUAUAAAGGAAAAGUGGAAAACAAUUAUAUUAAUGGUCAUGUAUUUUCCGAUGACAACGGUAAAAUGAAGUCAAGAUCAGCUUCUUCCUUAUCUAACCAUAGUAAUUUAUCUCCUGAAGUUAAGUCAUUAGGAAGACCAAGUAAUAGCCAGAAUACUUCCAAUUUCAUGAGGACCCCUGGUUUUAGUUAUGCUGGCCAGAAUAACGACGAGUGCAAUCUAGUAGAUUCAUUAACUGUAAAACUACCUGACGCUUCCGAACCACCAACUAUUCCAUUGGUGCCAGUUCCAACAGUACCACCACGGGCCUCUAUUCAAUCUAGCCUACCAAAGUUAAAUAGUGACGCCGGACCUCUAACUUUUUGUGACUGGUUUAAACAAGGCUCAAUAUCUUCAAAUCAUUCGAUUAAUGGAUUAAAAGAAAUUGUAGCGGACUAUUCUCCAAGAGGAUCGCGAUGUAUCUCUUCAGGUCAAUUUGGUCUCGCUGAUCACUCUGAUACAAUGAGUUCAUCAACAGGCAAUAAUUCUUCUCGCAGGAACACUUUUUCCUCAAGAACAAACCUCAUGGAUAGAAGGAGUUCCAUUAGAACCAACCAGUCCAGAUCUAUAGGGUCUGCCUCGUCUAUUGUGAGCUCCGGUGCUUCCGCAAGCUCCGAAAGUAGCUUAGGUGAUGCUACAGAUUAUACCUUAGAUCUAGAUCCACUUUUCACUCCACGAGGGUUAUAUCUGCCUUGGUCUACUGCUACAGUUGAAUCAUUUACAGAAUUUUUUUUCACAGGAAGGGUUAAUGCUAAUUGUCCUGUACGUACAGUUAUUUUAGACUUACUUGUGGUUUCGAAACUCUACGAGGUUCCAUUAUUAUAUUCUUUAACUGUGGAAGCACUAUUUACUAUUUUAAUAGAGAAGAAGGCAAAUUUGAAAUGGCAAUGCCAUCUUUAUAAAUCUACAUUUGAAAACGUAGUUAACAAAUAUUGUGAAAGAGAUGUCGAAAGAUCUAGUAAUGUCUUAAGAAAUAACAAGUUAUACCAGAGUAUCUUAAAAAUAUUGGAGUCAGCUGAAGAAUUAGAUGAUGGGUUUUACAGCAAUGAAAUCAGCAGAAGGUUAUCAUCAAUUGUGUCCCAAAACAACAAUCACAAAGAAGAAUUGGAGUCGUCUGUAAAUUCUCAAUCAAGCGUACAAAAUCCAACAAGCUCAAAUGAUCAAAAUGAUCUGGAAGAGAGAUCAAGUUUGAAAACAGCUAGCAAUUUAUCGUCAAGAAGAACAUCAUCAUGUAACAGAGAACCAUUCGAUACUGCAAGUGAAUCAAAUGUAAAUAAUGUGGAAAAUGCUGACAUUUCUGAUCAGCAGAGUCACGACCCAAUUUUAUCCGAGAGUAAAGCAAAUGACGAUGUAGACCAGUUAACGAAAUAUUUGAAGCGAGUCCCAGAUGCAUCAAUUAGUGAUAAAGAAACUCAGAAGCUGAAUGAACAGUUAUUUUCAUUGAGUUCCGAGUUUUCUCAAAUAGACUUCGAAGAUUUAGAUGAUACUGAUUCUUUUCUCUCUGAUUUGGAAUUAGAUAUACAAAACCAGCCCGAUAUAAAAAUAGAUGACUUGCUUGAUGAUGAUCAAGAGUCAGAAAUAGUAAGUCAGCAGAAUAAGUUGACUGAUUUAGAUGAAUUAGACCCCCUUCUGCAAGUGAAAACAACGCACUCUGAAGUAAAUUUAGAAACCAUUCAUAACGAUAAUGCUAAACCGUCAAUGGAAUCCAAAUACAUAAAAAAACAGCCCAAGCAAUAUAACAACUCACAUUUACUUUCACUGGACUAUUUUAUAUGUAAUAAUGCGGUGCCGGCAGAUGAUUCUCUUAUCUUUCAGAUUUAUAAGAAAGCGGUUUUGGUUAAUGACUUGAGAUUGAUGAUAAGCUGUGUCGAUUGUCUAGAUAUAUCUAAGCGUUUGAAUGUGGUCAGUAAAUCUAUUGACGAGGAAAUAAAACAAAUUGAUUCUACAAUGAAAGUAUUUGAAGAUCCCCUAAGUUGGAGACAAUAUCCAAGAAAAACCAAAUCUUCGGAUUCAGGUUACAUACUAAAAAAAGACUAUAAAUAUGGAAUGCGAAGGAGUACACAACCAGACUCGUCUGAAUUUAGUACUUCAAAGAAUACACGGAAAGAUAAUAGCAGAAGCACCAUGAGUAACUUGUAUUCCCAAAAAGAAAAAGAUAAUGACACUAAAUUCAAUGAAGCUAAGAAGCACCCAUUCCUAAAACCAUCAGAGAAAAAACAUACGAGAAAGAGGCCAGUGACUUCACCGUUCUCAUUCUUUUCGAAGAAUAAAUGA